Puma concolor (puma) is the source of this 1484-nucleotide messenger RNA. The record is from RefSeq and is a predicted model, not a curated record. Lineage: Eukaryota; Metazoa; Chordata; Mammalia; Carnivora; Felidae.
CGCUUGGAUGCAGCUCGACAUGACUGUACCCUCCUUUGAGGAGCUGGACACCUUCAAAUACAGCGACCUGCAGAAUUUGGCCAAGAGUCUGGGCCUCCGGGCUAACCUGAGGGCAGGCAAAUUACUAAAAGCCUUGAAAGCCCACCUUCAACAUGAAGCAAAAAAAGAAAAUGAGAAACUUGUUUUGGAAUCUUUCAUCAUUUGUGUAUCUUUGGAUUCAGGUAAUGAAGAUUCAAAGGUUCCUUCGGAAAAAAAGAGGCCUCUCUACACAGAUGGAUUUUCCAAACCUGGAAAAAAUAAAAGAACUGUAAGCACUACUCCAAACUUUAAGAAGCUUCAUGAGGCUCGUUUUAAGGAAAUGGAGUCCAUUGAUCAAUAUAUUGAGAGAAAAAAGAAACAUUUUGAAGAACACAAUUCAUUUAAUGAACUGAAGAAGCCUCCUGUCACUAAGGGAAAAGUGGCGACCCCAGUUCCUCUCAGGGGAAGACUCCCUGUGGCUUGUACUCCCACCAGCCAGCAACGCUCGCAGGGGGCCGCAGGCCGCAGCACCUUGUGCGGGAAGGGGUCCACCAAGCGUCCUGUUCUGUCAGCAACUAAAAUGAACGUCAGGUUUUCAGCUGCUACCAAAGAUAAUGAGCAUAAACGGUCACUGACCAAGACUCCAGCCAGGAAGUCUCCGCAUGUGACUAUGUCUGGGAGUACCCCAAAAGGCCAGGCUGUGCUUCAGACAUGCAAGCUGAAGACCACAAAGGGGAAUUCUGCUUCUGUUGUUACCCCAUUCAAGUUGACAACUGAAGCAGCACAGACUCCAGUCUCCAACAAGAAACCAAUAUUUGAUCUCAAAGCAAGUCUGUCUCGUCCCCUCAACUACGAGCCACACAAAGGAAAACUGAAACCAUGGGGACAAUCUAAAGAAAAGAAUUCUCUGAAGGAGCAUGUAAACAGAGUUAGCUUCCACAAGAAAACUUACAAACAACCUCCUCUCCAGACUAGGGAAGAACAACGGAAGCAACAUGAGCAAAAACGAAAGGAGAAGAAAGCAAAGGUUUUGGGAGCUCGAAGAGGCCUCAUUAUGGCUGAAGAUUAAUUUUUUGAUGUCUUGUAAAUAUUACCUUAUUGUGAACACUUUCUGUAAAUAUUUUUCUACUGUCUUCCCCGCUUUAGUCAAAAAACCUUUUUCUGUUCUUUGUUCACUAUUUAUGUAGUGUCGGUGCAUUCUUAACAUGCUACAUCUCCGAAGACGUUAUUAACUUUAAGGCUCACAUAUUCUUUGACGUGGUUUUUACUUAAGUCUCUGUACAAUUCACUUUUGAACUGAGACUCAUCCUAUAGAUUCUUGACCUAGAUUUUUCAUGUCAAGUUCCGUGUGCUGAUUCUAAUAUUAAUUGUAAUCCUGUUCUAGGCAACAGCAUUUACCCUGAUGGUAGGUAGUUCUACCACAAGCUUUAGUAGAAAUUGCACCAAUAAAAAGUUAUGAAUAGGGU